AUGCAUGAAAGACCGAGACCGACGGGCAGACACCGCCCAGACACAGACUGCUACGUGGAAACCCGAAGCAAGAGCGCGAAUCCAUAUGCACUGCAGACAUGGACGUCGACACUUACGCAACGCGCUACUGCUCGCCCACGAAUUCAGCGCCGAACUCAGGGCGCUGAUGACGUAGGUGUCGACGAGGAUGAGAAUCAGCUCCUGAAGCAGCAUCAACAGUCUCAAGCAGUGCAGAUGAGACUAUGUCUCGGAAUUCCUAGACUAAUUCGUAUCCUACUUCGAUUUUAUAUCGUCGUGGUCUUCUCAGACGUCUUGUUGGGGAAAAUUCCCGGCUACGUCCAAAUCGAAGUGGUCGACUGGGAAUCGAUCAAGAGAGCGAGGUCGUCCCGGGGAGAACCCGUCUUCGUUCACUGA
Molecule: messenger RNA, 414 nt
Organism: Necator americanus (New World hookworm)
Lineage: Eukaryota; Metazoa; Nematoda; Chromadorea; Rhabditida; Ancylostomatidae
Exons: 3
Coding region: 1-414 (137 amino acids)
Source: RefSeq, a predicted model, not a curated record